Molecule: messenger RNA, 1881 nt
Organism: Geosmithia morbida
Lineage: Eukaryota; Fungi; Ascomycota; Sordariomycetes; Hypocreales; Bionectriaceae
Product: U4/U6 small nuclear ribonucleoprotein PRP31
Exons: 2
Coding region: 1-1881 (626 amino acids)
Biological process (GO): spliceosomal tri-snRNP complex assembly; mRNA splicing, via spliceosome
Cellular component (GO): U4/U6 x U5 tri-snRNP complex; U4 snRNP; precatalytic spliceosome
Source: RefSeq, a predicted model, not a curated record
AUGACGUCUGUCGCGGACGACUUGCUCAACGACUUCGGCAGCUCGGGUGACGAGGCCGACGACAAUGUCGAGCAAGAGGGUAGCGACGGCAACGGCAACGGCGACGGCGACGGCCACGAGAAUGACGACGACGAUGACGAUGCCAUGCACGUCGACGGCACAAACAACGGCGUGGGCUCUGGAUACAAUGGUGACGACGACGACAACGUGGAUGGCACCGGCGUCUCAGAGGCUAGAAAGGCCAAGGUCGACAAUAUGAAGCUGAGUGCUGUCAAGGAUAUCCGCAAAGUCGCCGGUCUGAUGCAGACACUUGAACCGAUUCUCAAGGCAAGUAACCGUAAUCUCUUUUUUUUUUUUGGCCUAUUAUAUUUGUUGAAGGGGAAGAAGAAGAAUCCUAACAUGGCCGAGACGCAGACGACGAAUGCGGGCAACAUCGAGGAUCAUCCCGAGUACCACCUCCUGACGCAGUCCAACAACCUGUCUACCAAGAUUGAUGGCGAGGUGUACCUGGUGCACAAGUACAUACGCGACCACUACUCGACGCGGUUUCCGGAGUUGGAGAGGCUGGUGACGUUGCCGCUCGAGUACGCCAAGGUGGCGAUGAUUAUCGGCAACGGGCCGAUGAACUCGGAGAGGCUCAAGAGCCUUCAGACGUCGACGGACAACCCGUUGGGGGUGACUCUCAAGUCGGUCCUCAACGGUCCCUCGCUCAUGGUAGUUACGCUGGAGGCGACGACAUCCAAGGGCCAGGAGAUGAGCGCGGAGCAGGAGGCGCAGGUGCGGCAGGGAUGCGAGAUGCUCGUGUCGCUGACACGGGCCAAGGAGACGCUGACGGACUACGUACAGUCGCGGAUGCGCAUCUUCGCGCCCAACAUGACCGCGCUGAUCGGGUCGCUGACGGCGGCGCAGCUGCUCAACACGGCGGGCGGGCUGACCAACCUAUCCAAGACGCCGGCGUGCAACCUCCCUGGGUGGGGGUCGAAAAAGGGCCAGGCUGGGCUGGCCACCAACACGGGCGUCCGCCAGCAGGGGUUCCUGUUCCACUCGGAGACGAUCCGCGGGAUCCCGGCCGACCUCAAGACAAAGGCGAUGCGCAUCGUGGCGGCCAAGCUGGUCCUGGCGGCGCGCAUAGACCGCGGCCACUCCAGCCCGGACGGGUCCGAGGGCGAGAACCUCAAGGCCGAGUGCUUCCGACGGCUGGAGAAGCUGACGGAGCCCCCGCCCAACAAGGGCGGGCGCGCCCUCGGCGUCCCCGACGACAAGCCGGCGCGCAAGAGGGGUGGACGGCGCGCCAGGAAAGCCAAGGAGGCCGUGGCCAUGACGGACCUGCGCACGGCGCAGAACCGCAUGGCCUUUGGCAAGGAGGAGCGCGAGGUCGGCUACGGAACGGGCUCGGGUACGGUGGGCAUGGGCAUGAUCGGACAGCAGAACGACGGCAGGAUCCGCGGCAUCCAGGUCGACCAGCGCACACGGGCCAAGCUGAGCGCCAAGAACAAGGGAUGGGGCACGUCGAGCUCCAUCGGCGGCGGAGGCCUGGCCUCGUCCAUCGGCGGCUUCGGCCAGACGCCCGGCGGCAUAGACCUGCACGCCCGCGGCCUCAGGGGCUCCGGGGUGGGCAGCACGGUCGGCACGGCGUCGUCCCUGUCGUUCACGCCCGUGCAGGGCCUCGAGCUGGUCGACCCCAAGAUGCAGGCUGAGCUCAGCAGGAAGCGCAAGGCCGAGGAGGACAGGUGGUUCAAGGGCGGGACGUUCACGCAGGUCGGUGGCGGCGGCGGCGGGAGCAGCAACGCUGAUGGUGGCGGGUUCAAGGUGCCGAAUCUGCCACCUACGAAGCGUGUCGAUACGGGGGCGUCGAAGAUGGGACCACCUCCGAAGAAAUGA